CGUUGGCACUCCUCCCACUGGGGCGACCAUGUCGGGGGUCACAGCGCUACUGCGAAAAACUAGAGAAUAUGUGAAGACCAAGGAGUUCCGGGAUUACAUAACCAGCACCCACUUCUGGGGUCCUGUGGCCAACUGGGGCCUUCCGAUGGCCGCCUUCAAGGAUAUGAAGGCGCCUCCUGACAUCAUCAGCGGCCGCAUGACGAUGGCGCUCAUCUUCUACUCCAUGGCUUUCAUGCGCUUUGCCUACCGGGUCCAGCCUCGAAAUUACCUGCUGAUGGCGUGCCAUUUCACCAACGUGGUGGCGCAGAGCAUGCAGGCCAGCCGUUACAUGAUGCACCACUAUGGUGGUGGGAUCAAGGCCGGAAACCCUCCAGCCAAAUAAGCUUGAUGACUGGGGAUGGGAGGGAUAGCCUGACCCAGACUUUGCCGCUUGCAAGCCCUGGACUCCAUUCCUCCUAAAGAAAGGCCAAGGAAAACUUUGGUUUGGACCCUAAAACAGUGUAAACCCGAUUUAAAUAAAAACCUGCACUUUGGUUAAUUAAAAA
Myodes glareolus (Bank vole) is the source of this 545-nucleotide messenger RNA. Its product is annotated as mitochondrial pyruvate carrier-like protein. Gene Ontology annotation, cellular component: mitochondrial inner membrane. Lineage: Eukaryota; Metazoa; Chordata; Mammalia; Rodentia; Cricetidae. Gene Ontology annotation, biological process: pyruvate import into mitochondria. The record is from RefSeq and is a predicted model, not a curated record.